This is a messenger RNA of Melospiza georgiana, 3451 nucleotides long. RefSeq names its product stromal interaction molecule 2 (gene STIM2). Gene Ontology annotation, molecular function: protein binding; calcium ion binding; calcium channel regulator activity. Gene Ontology annotation, biological process: store-operated calcium entry; intracellular calcium ion homeostasis; activation of store-operated calcium channel activity. The record is from RefSeq and is a predicted model, not a curated record. Bases 33 to 2231 code for a protein of 732 amino acids. Gene Ontology annotation, cellular component: plasma membrane; endoplasmic reticulum. The transcript is spliced from 12 exons. Lineage: Eukaryota; Metazoa; Chordata; Aves; Passeriformes; Passerellidae.
CCUGCCUUCGCUCCGCGGCAGCGCCGGUACCGAUGAGCGGGCUCCGAGCGCCCGGCGUGCGGCCGGUGCCGACCUGCCUGCUCCUGCUGGGGCUGCUCCUGCCCGCCGCCGCCGCGGGCGCGGGGUGCGAGCUGGAGGCUGCGGACGGCGGCGGCGGCCGGCGGGGAGGACGGUGCGGCGCGGCCGGCUCUGCGGCGGAGCCGGUGACAGAUCCCUGCAGUUCCCUGAGCCCGCCGUGCUUUACGGAGGAGGACCGGUUCAGCCUGGAGGCGCUCCGCAUGAUCCAUAAGCAGAUGGAUGAUGACAAAGAUGGUGGAAUCGAGGUAGAUGAAAGUGAUGAGUUUCUAAGGGAAGAUAUGCAAUACAAGGAUGCCUCAAAUAAACAUAGUCACCUGCACAGAGAAGACAAGCAUAUCACCAUUGAGGAUCUGUGGAAACGCUGGAAAACAUCUGAAGUUCAUAACUGGACUCAAGAGGACACUCUUCAGUGGCUCUCAGAUUUUGUUGAAUUGCCCCAAUAUGAAAAGAAUUUUAGAGACAGCAAUGUCAAUGGAACAACACUUCCCAGGAUAGCAGUAAAUGAACAUGCUUUCAUGAUCUCUCACUUGAAAAUAAUUGACCGGAGUCACAGACAGAAGCUUCAGCUUAAAGCCUUGGAUGUUGUGUUGUUUGGACCUCUCACUCGUCCCCCUCACAACUGGAUGAAGGAUUUUAUAUUAACAGUUUCUAUAGUUAUUGGUUUUGGAGGCUGCUGGUUUGCAUAUACACAGAACAGAACCUCAAGAGAACAUAUCACAAAAAUGAUGAAGGACUUAGAAAGUCUCCAAACAGCAGAGCAAAGUCUUCUUGACUUGCAGGAAAGGCUUGAGAAGGCACAAGAAGAGAAUAGAAACGUUGCUGUUGAAAAGCAAAAUCUGGAGCGCAAAAUGAUGGAUGAGAUCAAUGAUGCAAAACGUGAAGCUCAUCGCCUCAGGGAAUUGAGAGAGGGAGCUGAAUGUGAGCUCAGCAGGCUCAAAUAUGCAGAGGAAGAGUUAGUACAGGUUCGUAUGGCUUUAAAAAAGGCUGAGAAGGAGUUUGAGUUGAGAAGUAAUUGGUCUGUUCCUGAGGCUUUGCAGAAGUGGCUUCAGUUAACACACGAAGUUGAAGUACAAUAUUACAAUAUCAAAAGACAGCAUGCAGAAAUGCAAUUAGCAAUUGCUAAAGAUGAGGCAGAAAAGAUAAAAAAGAAGAGAAGCACUGUAUUUGGAACACUGCAUGUUGCACACAGCUCCUCCCUGGAUGAAGUGGACCAUAAAAUUCUCGAAGCAAAGAAAGCACUCUCUGAGUUGACGACGUGUUUGCGGGAGCGUCUUUAUCGAUGGCAGCAGAUUGAGAAGAUUUGUGGGUUUCAAAUCGCACACAAUUCUGGGCUACCAAGCUUGACCUCCUCUCUCUACUCUGAUCACAGCUGGGUAGUUAUGCCUCGAGUUUCCAUUCCUCCCUACCCAAUUGCAGGGGGAGUUGAUGACUUAGAUGAAGACACUCCUCCAAUAGUUUCACAGUUUCAUGGGUCCAUUGUAAAAGCUCCCAGCACUCUGGCAAGAAGCAGUAGCUUGUGUAGAUCAAGACGCAGUGUUGUGCCAUCAUCUCCACAGUCUCAGCACGCUCUGCACUCCCCUGACCCUGACAUCCUCUCUGUGUCGAGCUGCCCAGCUCUCUAUCGAACUGAAGAGGAGGAGGAAGCCAUUUACUUCUCUGCUGAUAAACAAUGGGAAGUACAGGAAACAGGUUCGGAAUGUGACUCCUUAAAUUCAUCCAUUGGAAGAAAACAGUCUCCUCCAGCAAGUCUUGAGAUGUACCAGACAAUUUCUCCUCAGAAAGUAUCACCAGAAGAAUUCUCACUGGAGGAAUCAUCUACGGGAGACUCCUCUUCUCUGACUGCAGAUGUUUCUAGGGGCUCUCCUGACUGUGUAGGCAUGGCAGAAACUAAGAGCAUGAUCUUUAGUCCUGCAAGCAAAGUUUAUAAUGGAAUCCUGGAGAAGUCUUGCAGCAUGAACCAGCUUUCUACUGGGAUCCCCGUCCCAAAGCCUCGUCACACCUCGUGCUCCUCGACUGGCAGUGACAGCAAACCCAGCCAUGAAGCUGCUUCUGUCCCCAGGAUAAGCAGCAUCCCACAGGACCUCUACCAGAAUGGUGAAAAAAAUAAAAAGCCAUCAAAAAUAAAAAACCUCUUUAAGAAGAAGUGUAAGUGAGGUGGGCAGAAGAGAACCUAUAGUAAUAUUAUGGAGAACUCUAUUUUUUAAAUCUUUAGGAAUGUAAUUCCAUUUGAGCAUCCCAGAGUGGAUGCCCCAAUGGAAUACUCUGUAGGUCACCUAUAUUUAAUGACUGUACUGUCAACGGUUGUGCCAGCUGUCAAUGAGAAAUCAUUAAAACGUUCAGACAGUUUACAUUCAUUUCUGCCUAUUUAUUUCUUUAUUUUUUUAGGUUGUCUUUUUCAGCUUUUUUUUUUUUUUUUACUUUGAUUUGUUGAGCUUUUUAAAGUUUAUUCAUAAACCAUUUUUAAGCCACUCUGGACUCCUAAGCUUUAAUGGACUAGUAAGCCUUCUUGGGCUUGCCAAAGUUUCUUGUUUACUGGAGCAUCUUCCUAUCUUUCCAUAGAAAUAGGACAUUUAUCUACUGGACUUUAAGGAAAAUAAAAGAAGUAGAACUAAAUGAAUUGCACUACUAUUUUACAGAGUGGAACAGUCUCUGCAAGUGAAACUGAAAGACUUGUAUUUGACUGAGAAGAUGAAUCUUUUCACUUUUAGAUCUUUUGGGGUUUUUAAGUAAAAUUUAGCAUUUCUAAUUGACUUGAUUUCUGGAAAUGGAAAUGUCAUGCUUUUAUUAUGGGAAGCUUUGUUAGAUGCAUUUAUUAUUAGAAUGGUUCAAGUCCUGCUGUAAAGAUCAUUUUUUUCCCAGGACUUUCACUGUGAUUUUAAUUCACUGCAGGCUGUAUGAGAAACAAACAAAAAAAAAGAAAAAAAAGAGAAAAUAGUAAAUUACCAAGAGAACAGGCUCUUGAUUCCUUAUGCAAGAUGGUUGUGAAACUUCACUGAAGACUGAAAAAAUUCACCUCUCAAAAUGAGGAGGGGGAAUAGUAGCUUUUGUUUACAGAUUGACAGACAAUGGACAUUUGGGUUGUGAAAGUUUGUACUGUGGUAAAGAUAAUAAAUUGGAAACAUUAUUGUGCUUGGGAAUGUUCCAAUUCCAGCUGAUGCUUGUUUCAGACAUGUUUCAGAGGUCCUGUUAAUUGGAAGCUGUCGUAGACUACAUUGCUUAUGCUCACUGCUGUGUAUAAGUUAUUAUAUUUUUUGAAUUAGCUAUUAUUGUCUUAAUGUCCUCCUUUUGUAAGAUUUCAUACACUUUAUUUUUGUAUAGUUUGAAGAUUUAGCUGUUCAGAGAUGUCUGAAGUAAAUGGUAUAAUUUUAUAAUG